Messenger RNA from Macrobrachium nipponense, 1814 nucleotides. Its product is annotated as zinc finger protein 117-like. Bases 147 to 1430 code for a protein of 427 amino acids. The record is from RefSeq and is a predicted model, not a curated record. The transcript has 2 exons. Lineage: Eukaryota; Metazoa; Arthropoda; Malacostraca; Decapoda; Palaemonidae.
CAAUUAUCUGUAAGCAACUUUACUUGGUGUUUUUCUCCUAUGCCAGUGUGCGUUUGGUUCCCUUGAAUGCCUGAAGAUUCUUUGCAAACAUUUAUAGUCGGAUACUAGGAACUCUACAUUCUUCUGUCAUCUCUCAGGUCCCUAACAUGGAACACAUCGGGGAAAAAGGAAUUAACGGUUUACCUAUAGCUAGGUUCUAUUAUAUAUGCAAGUGUCGUCGGGUAUUUUAUGACCGAAAGGCUCCGGAACAGCAUUUUUUAUUAUCUAAGUGCAGAAAUGCACUUAAUAAGGCACCAUUAGAAGUGACUGCUAAGAAGCCUUCAAAACGCCUCGUGGAAAACAAAAGGAUUAGUUUGACGUCUGGAAAUAAAUUGUCUAAAUGCCAAAUUCUGCAGAGUGAUGGAGCCAAGCAGGAAGGAAUUCACGGUCGUCGUUUUCUGUGCAAGGCAUGUUGCAAAACCUUUACCAGCGCUUGGCGGAUGAAACAACAUUCAUUAGCAUAUUGUAAAAACAGACUCGUGAUGUGUAGAAAGUGCGGUAGGAUAUUUUUCGGUCCUGACGCUCUAAGUAAGCAUUGUGCAGAACACUUUAGAGACGUGUAUUAUAAGUGUGGGCUAUGUGGAGAGAAUCACGAAAAGAACUUCUGCAACAAAACCGCUAAGAGCAGAAAUGUGUAUGGAUUGCCAUCACACGGAAUCUCUCAAAAGGAAACUGAUCACCAGCAGCAAUAUAUAUAUGCAAAGUUAGGUAAGUCAAAUGAAUUGAUCGCGUCCAUCCUGGAACGAUCUGUGUUAAAGACUCCAUCCCUGAGUGAGACUGAAAAUCAUGAGCCCUUUCUGGAAGAGGCACUAAUGGGAAAAAAUCCCUCUUCGUGUCAGAUUGCUAAUUCAUGCAUCAGACAUGAAAGAGCACAGUAUGAUGAACUUAAAGAAAUUACAAUAGUUGCUGAUGAUCCAAUAACUACUGUGGAAACAUCCCUCAAGGAAUAUACUAUACUUAAUGAAGCAGAGAGAGAAAUUCUCUUGAUUUCAGAUAUUAAUGAUCAAUCUCACUCUUCUGAAGAUGCUGUUCCCCAAAAGUAUUUGAAUCUUGAGCUUCCUGCCAGCAUAUUUCAUUUAGGAAUCCGGUUAGAAGGCUGCAACCUGUAUAAUAUUUUUAUGGGUUUAGUCAUGGAUGAAAUGUCAAGCCCAGCUCAAGAUGGUAACACACAUAAGGUUAUGAAUGAAGUCGAUAACGUUUCUCUACGGAGUGAUCAAGAAGGUAUGUCAAUGGUUGACAGUGAACUAACCGAUGAAAAAUAUGAAACUGAAAUGUGCAAUGGGAAGGAAAGCCAUUUACAUGAAAAGAGCGACUAUUUGGACAUCAGCGAUGAGAGCCCUGAGGAUUACUACCUGGACAGCCUCGAAACAUUAAAAUUCUUAUAUGAAUAAAUUGUUCCAUUACUGAUGAAAGUCAGUGUGUUCCUUGAGAACGCCCUAUACAUUAACGUUUUGAGUUCUUAGAAAAUAUGCAUAUAAUCUACUUUAAUUAUUUUAGGUACAAGCUAUUGUAAAUUCAUUUUAUAUAACUUUAAAAAACUUUUUAUUUCCAUCUUGCAUUGGUUUUUUAAUGCUUAAAAUGCAUUUUUAGUUAUGUUCAAAGCAAUGGCUUAUGAAUAAGGAAGAAUUAUUUUCCAUUAAUAUAUCAUUAUAUGUUUUGUCUAUUUUAGAUAUUUAUCUAAUUUCUUUUGAUGGUCUUAUAAAAACUGCUUGAAUGUCAUUUAAGAUGUAUGAAAAACUAUUUUUGUUCCUGUUUCAUUUCAAUGUAAGAAUUGC